Messenger RNA from Torulaspora globosa, 3225 nucleotides. RefSeq lists its product as uncharacterized. NCBI's taxonomy places the organism in Eukaryota, Fungi, Ascomycota, Saccharomycetes, Saccharomycetales, Saccharomycetaceae. The record is from RefSeq and is a predicted model, not a curated record. The coding region runs from base 1 to 3225 and encodes 1074 amino acids. The transcript has a single exon.
AUGCAGGGAACCGCGGUGGACAUCUCUACGGACUGGUUGUACCGGGGGAAGAGGAAGAGCGGCGGUGGCAGCGGUAGUGGCGGCGGCAAUGGCGGCAGCAGCAGCGGCGGACGCAGAGCCAGGUCUCGGUCUAUCUCGAACGCAGCGCUGUCGCAGGGCGGCGUGGAGUCGCCGCCUGAGGUGGCGGCGCAGGAGCAGUCGGGGCCGGGGCCGCGGCCCCGGCAGGGCAAGAGCCGGUCGCUGUCGGUGACGACGUCCGAGCUGAAGCGGAGCAACUCGUUGGGUGAGCGGUCGAAGAAGUCGCUGUUUGGGUCGCUGUUUGGGAAGCGGGGCGGGAGCCCGACGUUGAAGGAACCGAGUUCUCCCGAGGUGAGACCUCAGGCGCCCCCUCCGGAGGCGCCGUCGCCCGAGCGCAUAGUGCUCAAUAGGAAGCCGGCUCGGGCUGCCGAGCUGCCGAUCCAGGAGCUGUCGCGGUUGCAGCUGAAGCGGGUCACUUUUGCCGUCGACGAGUUCCGGUCGGAUCCCGCGCAGCAGCUGCCCUCGCGGAAACCGCGCAUCGGUAAUGUGGCGGUUCCGCACGAUAUGAUCAGCGAAGUGCCGUCGAUCUCGCAGGGAAUUACCACCAACGGCGGUGGGUCUGUGAGCAGCGCGGUACCUCCCAUAACGAAGGACUCCAGAGAGUAUAAAGUGGCGCUCGAGGAAUUCAAGAGGGCCGCCAAGGAGUCCCUGAAGCACCAGCAGGAAGCACAUUAUGCGGCGCAAAGGAUAGCUCAGGAAGUAGCCAAUUUCAAGAAUAAUGCGGCACCAGCGGCACAUACCAAAGCCGCGCCCGUACCGCACCCCGAGAUUGAUACCAAAGUUGCCAAACUGUCGAUCGACAAACCUAUCCACAUGCAUGAAUAUCACUUUGAGCAGGAACCAAACUCGCAGUCGAAGGAGGCAGAGAUCACUCUCGAUGUCGUCUACACAAGAUGCUGUCACUUGCGAGAAAUCUUGCCUAUCCCUUCUACCCUGCGACAGGUGAAAGGGAAGACUGCACCAUUGCAUACUUUGAAAUUUCUGAAUCCCAAGCCUACCCUAAUUGAUAUCCUAUCGUUCUGCGAUUUCAUCUCAGUGGUUCCGAUAAAUACCGUUAUCUUUGAUAAAGUGGCACUGACGGCAGAAAUGUUCAGAAUCGUUAUGAUCUCCCUCGUGAAUUCAACGUCACUCGAAAAACUGGGCCUGAGGAAUGUCAGCAUUGAUCAAAAUGGCUGGAAAGUGCUUUGUAAGUUUCUGCUGGUUAACAAAUCAAUCACUAAAUUGGAUAUCUCGCAGACAAAACUGAGGCCUGACUCUUCUGAGGACUGUCAUCGUGAAAACAUGGAUUGGUCGUUAUUUUCCGAAGUGCUCAGGAAAAGAACCGGUCGGCACUUGGACGAACUGUUGCUCAACGGUAUCAAAUUUAGUAGGUUGCCGGUUGAAGUUUUCCAAAACCUCCUGGAUGCAUUCGGUCACCGAGAAAACCUCGUCGUGCCAUUGAAGCUGGGUCUCGCUACCUCAGAGAUAAGCGACGAACUUUUAAAAUUCUUAUUCAUUUGGGUCUCAGAGACUUUAGUUCAAGGGGUUGAUCUUUCCUUUAACGAUUUAUCUAACUCUGUGAAGACAAUUGUGGGUAAACUUUCUGCUUUGCAGCUGGAGAAUCUGGAGUACUUCACGCUGAACAGUACAAACAUUUCUACUUCCUAUGACAUGGCUCUGAUUCUUAAAUACUUGUCGACAUUGCCAAAUUUGAAGUUUUUGGAUUUAAGCAAUUCGCCGCAAGUGUUUCCUGAUGUACUGCCAUAUAUGCUCAAAUAUAUCCCGAGGUUUGCCAGACUGAAUCGUAUCCAUCUCGAUUGUAAUGGACUCAGCUUCAAAGACAUUUCACUAGUUUGCAGUAUUCUUGGCAAAUGCAAAUCUUUGACUCACGUAUCUAUGAUUUCUCAAAACAAUACGACAGAAGCAGCUGAUGAUGGAGAUGCGGAAGGUCAAAAACUGAGAACCUUUUUAAGGAACGCGCUUUCCGUGACACUUUAUGCUUUCGUUAGGGACUCACCCAAUUUGGUUGCUUUGGAUUUCGACUAUGAGAAUGUCUCUGAUGAGAUCAAAUCGAGAAUAGCCCUGAUGUUGGUGCGUAACAUGAACAGGAUCAUGGAUUCCAACUUUCACCUGGAUGACGCUUCGUCACAAGAUGAAUUGCUCUUCGAUGGCAGCCUCAUGACUGAAACUGCUGAAGAUAUGCUGGAAAGAUUGGAGAACAAGGAACUGAUGAAGGGCGAUGCAACAAAAAGAUAUUUGACUAAGAAAUACUUAGAAAAAUUAACGAAACUACACCAUAAAGUCCAUUCAACUAUUGAUGAAAUGUUCGAAAAGAGGAGUUCAGGCGGGCUGCUCUUACAGGAGAAGGAAAAUCUUGUGCGGCUGCUUUUACUGGAAAAGAAUUUGGCGAACAUUCUGGAGAUUUUUUCCAACAUACCUCAUCUCUCACAACUUUUGGGCUCAAGCUGUAUUACUUUACCAUCCUUGAAGCACGUCGGCCCAGAAAAUGCAGUUUCGAAUCCGAGCUCAGCGGAUCAUGAGUUCAGUCAGAGGCCUCACAUCAUGGCAACAGACUCUGGCAGGAUCAUCGAUGUUACCACUGGAAAACCCCUGGUGCGUGAAGAUGCAUCCGCUACGUUUACUUUGAGCAAGAGGCAGGAAGAAGAAGAAGGUGAGCUGCAUAAGUGGGGAUUCUUCGUUCAACAGCAAAGAUCAAUUUAUCCAGAGAGUGAAACCAGAACUUUAGUCGGAAGUCAAACGUCGACUGAUUCGGCACAGGCAACUUCCCCGCCAUCCUUAGCAUCCUCGUCAUCCAGCUCUACGGAACUCAGGACCUCAGGGCAGCCCAAGCUGCUGGCCAAGAUACCGUCAGGGGCUGAGCUGCGAGACGCCAUUAUCAAGGCAAAAGGGAUUGAAUCCAUUGACGACCUCAUUAAGAGCGUUAACAGCGAUCAAGUUGAAUUGGAGAGCAUCUACGGCGGUCCACUAAAACCUAGCCAUUUCCCAAAAUCCGCGGCUACGAUUGCCACUACCGACGUUGGUGCAGCCGACCAAAAUUAUGACGCGAAUACGGAUGACACCGUGAAGCAAAGCUAUGAUAAACUACUGAACGAUCUCAAGAUGGAGCGCCCGCCGAAGAAGCCCAACGCUUCUUUCACAAACGACUAA